This is a messenger RNA of Puntigrus tetrazona (Sumatra barb), 4059 nucleotides long. It is a transcript of the gene ogfod3, whose product is annotated as urotensin-2 receptor 2. The record is from RefSeq and is a predicted model, not a curated record. The coding region runs from base 216 to 1148 and encodes 310 amino acids. The transcript is spliced from 9 exons. Gene Ontology annotation, cellular component: membrane. NCBI's taxonomy places the organism in Eukaryota, Metazoa, Chordata, Actinopteri, Cypriniformes, Cyprinidae. Gene Ontology annotation, molecular function: iron ion binding; L-ascorbic acid binding; oxidoreductase activity, acting on paired donors, with incorporation or reduction of molecular oxygen.
CACACCGGCCUUGUUCAUGGCAGUAUCAGUAGACAAACACUGAAUGAAACGAAACCAUACACGUGUUAUGUUCAUUCACGGAGAUAGGUAUAUUCAAUAAACAUGACCGCACAGCGACGAGGAGUCAGUAAAAACCCAGAAAGUAGCGCUAUUGAAAAGAAAAUUAAGAGUUUUUCAUUUUGUAGUGCAGUCUGGCGGUCAGAUGAACAGAUGAAAUGAGUGCACACCUGCCAGUCCGUCGCACCUGCGUGCUGUAUUCAUGUGGUGUGUGUUCAUUCAGGGGAAAUGCGCAGAGACAGGCCUCCUCUUGGAGAGGUAACGUGAUCACGCUGUUGCUGCUGACAGGAGCCACUGGGCUAGUGAGCUGGAUGUAUUUCACAUGGACUGAUGACUUGACACACACACUGGUUUCAAGAAGCGAAAUCCUCACUCAGCCUAGAGUGUUCACAGUCGAGUGCUCUGAAGACUACAAGAAGUACAAGUUCUUCCCAGGUUGCACCCCAACAAAAUGCGGCAGAGCCAUUUCAGACGGUGUUGUGGCUUUGGAGGAGGCGCAGAAGCUUAGAAGGUUAGCUGAGAGAGGUUUAUCUCUUGCUGGCUCAGAUGGUGGUGCCUCCAUCCUGGAUCUUCACUCUGGGGCAUUGUCGAUGGGGAAGCAGUUUGUGAAUAUCUAUAGAUAUUUUAAGAAUGAGAUAAGGGAUGUUUUUACGGAAGAAGAUUUUGAACUGUACAGUGAUGUCCGUAGUCGAAUUCAAAAGGCAAUAGCAGAGACAUUUGGUCUGGACUCCAAACAGAUGUACCUCACCAAACCCACCUUCUUCUCUCGCAUCAACGGCACCUCUGCCAAAACCACUCAUGAUGAGUACUGGCACCCACAUAUCGAUAAGGAGACUUAUGGAUCCUUUGAUUAUACGUCUUUGCUCUACUUGUCUGAUUAUGGGUUGGAGUUUGGUGGCGGGCGGUUCGUCUUCAUGGACUCCAGUAGCAACAGGACGGUGGAGCCACGUGCUGGUCGGGUGUCCUUCUUCUCAUCGGGUUCUGAGAACCUCCAUCAUGUGGAGAAGGUCACUUGGGGUACGCGAUAUGCCAUUACGGUGUCCUUCACAUGUGACCCCGAUUAUGCAAUUGAUAACCCCUCCCUGCCGUAGGAUCCACCCAGCUCAAAGGGACGGAUGAGGGACAGGAACCCUAGGGCGAACACACAGGAAUAUGCUGAAGCAAGUCAGGUUAAUGGCAUAAAAAACUCGUAUUGUGCCGUUAGAAAAAUAUUUAGGAUUUUCUGUGCUCAAAUGGGUUCGUCUCGUUUGUUUUUAAUUAAAUGGCGUUUUGUAUUUUCAGGAGAUUUACUUGAAUUGCCGUAAUUUUGAAAACGCGCAUCUCGACUUUUGUUCUGAAGGUGCUUCUUUACAAUUGAAUUCUCUCUUUCCUGGCUGUGCUUCACUCUUUAAAAUGUUUUAUAUUGUUAUAGUUAAAUCACUGUCUAGACAGGACACACAAAUGGGUUGAGAGAACAGGUGCAUGUAAUGAAAACAAGGAGCUGGAGGAUAUUUCUGUUUAUGUCGCCACCUGAAAACUGUUCUUUGUAGAAUUGCUUUCAAAAACUACUUAUGCUACUAAUGAAACAUCGAUGCAUCCGAUACCCAAAGAAUAUAUCAUUCCUUCAGCCAUGUAUUUCUACGUGUGUUAAAGAUAUCCUUUUGAUAUCUUUGAUAAAAGAGUGUUAUAAUAGUCAAAGACAGAAGAAAUGUUUACUUCCUAUGUCUUUUAUUCUAAGGUCUCUUUAACUGUCCAGUGCCAAGUAUGAACUGUUGUAUUGCAUGUGUGAUGAGCUUUUGGAAAAACAUUCCCUUCUUCGACGGUGUUGGUUUUAAUUACGCUGACAUUACUUGGUGAAAGUCAAGUUCAGCCAGUCACAACACGUUUGUUUUUAACACCUUGUUUUGAGAUGUAACAGCUAAUUGGCUUCUCUGUUUAUAGACCCAUGGCCAAAAACUGAGUGCUCUCUCUGUUGUGUGAGUUGAAGUGAGAUUCAAAGCAGAACUUUAUCACUUCUCUCAUGUAAAUCUUCUCAGUAGUUUGUUUUUACACCAGGCUACGAACCUUUCCAAACCUGUGCUGAAUUUUAAAAAACAACACAAGGGUAAACAUCCUAAAUCCGCUUAUACAUUUACAUUUUACAUGCUUGUUAUUCAAAUGCAUGCGUCAGCUUUAUUAUAAUAGGAAGCGAAGUAUGUUUGCUUUUUACUCAUAUAUGAUGAUUCAUGAAUUUUGGCUGAUGCCUAAUUUUCUGUCCCCGUUGCAUCACCGAUAGCUUAAUUGGAAAUCUCUCUUAGUCCGUAAUGUUCCUUUUUCCAGCUGCUAAUUCAUUCAUGCUUUAGCUGCUGCAAGGCUGAAUAUUAACCAGUGUGCGAAAAGUCACUUCAGGUUUCAGUAAAUCAAGUAGGUUUGCCAACAGCAAUCAUAGUUUUGUGUCUCAGGGUAGAUCUCCUUAGUGACUAGGCUGAAGCGUUGAUUUAUUGCCACUGCGUAUGAUACAUUGAAAUGCAAUCCAUCCACAUCCUGUAGAAUUGCUUAUUUAUCUGUGGUGAGCUGUGUUUGCUAGAGAUGGAGUUGGAAUGUGUUAUGUGCCAUGUGUUUUUUGUUUCUUUUUUUCACUCUGUUCAAAAUUAUGGGGUCAGUAUGACUUGUAUCGCUGAUGUUUUUUCAAAGUAAAUUGUUUAUACAAUGUAUUAUAUGAUGGCAAAGCUGAAUGUUGCAUCAGUUUCGAAAACGGUUGCACUGCUUAAUGCUUUUGUUGAAACCCGUAGUAUUUUUAUUUUUAUUAAAAAUGUUUUUUUUGUCAAGAUUCCUUGAAUAAGAAACUUAAAAAGAAUUCUGCAAUGUGAAAGUAUUAUUUCCUUUAAAAGAAAAUAUUACUGACUCCACAUUUCGGCUAGGUACUGUACAUUUACAUAAGAUUAGGCAUGUCUUACAGAAAGUGCCGGUUCGUGCAUUAGUCCUCUUUUAACUACGAUAUUCUAAUCCUUUUAAGAUCUUUCUUAAUCUCAUUAUAUUCUUACACAUGUUAUCUAGUCCAAAAGAUUACAAUUUGCCUGAUUAUUGGCACUGGCUUCGAUUUGCUUCAGCCCAAAAUGUAAAUGCGCAGCUUUUGGAAGAGAGGUUUAGCCAGUGGGUGUUGUGGUUUUGAAAAGCAGAUGUUGCUAAUUAAAUGAUACAACAAAACAAAUGAUGGACACAUUCAAGCUUGUAGUUCAACCACGAGCAAUUCGCAGGAAAUUCUGGAAUGAUGGCUACAGUAACACAAGCUUCCCUCUGGCGAUACCGGUUACACUUAAGUCAUGCAAUUUCCUAUGACUACUCACUUGCAGAGCCCAACAAUAACACGUAUAGCGAGGUUGUGAUUUAUUUAAUUUCUUGAAGAGACUGAUAAAUAAGAAAGAAAAUGUGUAACAUUUGACUGGCGCCUUCAAUCUGCGGUUGUGCAAUUUGUUAUUAAAAGGGCUUUGUUUAAUAUUUGUGCUUUCUGUACGGUGUCGAGUAAAGCGAUGCACUCUCUCUUGACACCGGACUCAAUUCUUCCGUUUUUUGAACUAAUAUUUCCAUGAUUAAAGAAUGUUUUGCCAGUGUGAGGCUUGGCAUAAGAGCUACUUAAGAAAUGCUGUAACUGCUCUGACCCUGGUCUGAGCGUCAGCGGGCCUCUCUUGAGUUUGAUGACUGCAUGAAAACGUCAGACCCCAGUUGUAUAGCUUCUGUUCUUUUGUCUCCAGAGAAAUGGAGACCGCAAGAAUCAAUUUUAUCCUUCCACAUCCUUGGUUCUGCAAGAGGUAGAUAGAGUGAGUGAAUGGGUUUUUUUUUCUUCUACUCUACACAAUUGAAGGACUGUCGAAUCUUUACUGACAUUGAAAACAAAAAUAAACACGCCAGGUGUUUGUUCUCUUAGGUUUCUAAAUGGAUUAUCUAAGCAACUGGCUUAUUGUAUAAUUCAUCUUGAUGUUACUGAUCUGCAAUGCCAUUAUGAAUUUCCUUUUUUAUGAGUAAAUAAUAAACAUGUCCACAGAC